AAGGCACAAGCUUUGAAUCACGCCGCUGGGGUGUUAUCAGUGGUCUUCGGUAUACUAGCUGAAUCAUACAUCCUGUGGAACAUUUUGGGGGUUCCAAGCGAUUUAUUUACACGCGAUGGGUGAAGUUGGCAUGGACGCGUUUCCGCCUAAAAAACUGGACUCGAGACAGGAUUCAAAACUGGAUCGUCCGGUUAUUGAGACUCGACUGGAUUCUAGAAUGGACUACUAUGGCAGCAAAUUGGCUCUACGCGCGAGCCUGCGUUACACUGGGGAAGAUGACCAGUGGCAGACCAGUCGCAGUUCCCUUCGUGAAAGAAACAAAUACAUGUUUAACCGAGAGCUGUUUAGUGAUGUGCGUUUUCUGGUCGGCAGGACAGAGAAAACUUCCAUUCCUGCCCAUCGGUAUGUACUGGCUAUUAGUAGUCCGGUGUUUUCUUCGCUAUUUUACGCGUUUGGGGCACUUCAGGCUGAAGUAACAUCACGAGAGCAGGCAGAAAUAUCAGAAUGUGAACCGGAAUCGUUUCUGGAGAUGCUCCGGUACAUGUACUACGACGAAGUACAGCUGACAACUGAUAACGCGCCGGAAGUCUUGUUCUUAGCCCGGAAGUACCUUAUUCCAAGCUUGGCGGAGAUCUGCACUGAAUUCAUCGCGAGUAACUUAACUGUCGCGAACACUCUUCCUGUAUUGGACCAUUGUUGUCUGCUUGGGGUCAGCAAUGGCCUGGAGAAACAAUGUUGGACAAUCAUCGACCAACACGCUUCUGAAGUAGCUCAAGAUCACCAAUUCGUAGAAAUCGAUCACAGAACGCUUACUGCUUUCUUGAAACGCGACAGCUUAGUUGCCAAGGAGACGGUACUUUUCCAAGCAGCAGUGAGGUGGGCGGGGCGGGAAUGCCAGCGAUUGUCACUUCCGUUGACAGCUGAGAAUAGACGCGAGGUUCUUGGGGAUGCGUUUUAUUCCAUUCGUUUCCCGUUGAUGAGUAUGAAGGAAUUCACUGAAAACGUGGCUCAGUCAUCUUAUCUAAGUCACGAAGAAGUAGCAAAUAUGUACAUCGGCUUCAACUCCAACUUUCAGUCUUGCAACGUUAAAUUUCCAACAGAGCCUCGUGCUGGGCUUCUUCAAGAGGCGGUCUUUCGCUGCACGCGUUUCGAAUCAACAGCGCUGCGCCCAAAGUGGACAACAGUCGCACCACAACAAUCCACCGUGAAAUUCAAGGUCAGUCAGCCAAUCAGCAUCAUGGGCAUUGCACUUUUUACGGCUGUCACGCAAUCAGCCUCAUCGAGUGUUAGAGUUGAGCUGCGUGACGAUAGGGAUUCUGUGCUGACGUCACAUCAAGCAGAUCUUGAUAACCGCGACGAUGAUAGUGAUACGCAAGACGUCAUAUUUUCAAAAGGGAUAAAAUUACAAAACGAUGUCAUCUAUUCAAUCACUGUUACGUCAGAAGAAACCUUGCAGCGGUUUGGACAGGGGCCGAUGAGUGAGAUCAAUUGUGAAGGCGUCCAGUUUGAAUUCUUUGAGGAAUCAGGGGAUGAACUAGAGACAGGUUACAUACCAGAGCUUUUGUUUCAACCUUUAAAAGAGGCACCAUCAUCAAUGGCUUUCGCCGAAGACUGUUAAAAAUUC
Molecule: messenger RNA, 1624 nt
Organism: Pocillopora verrucosa
Lineage: Eukaryota; Metazoa; Cnidaria; Anthozoa; Scleractinia; Pocilloporidae
Product: BTB/POZ domain-containing protein 6-B-like
Biological process (GO): neurogenesis
Cellular component (GO): cytosol
Molecular function (GO): protein binding
Source: RefSeq, a predicted model, not a curated record